Molecule: messenger RNA, 1443 nt
Organism: Symbiodinium sp. CCMP2592
Lineage: Eukaryota; Dinophyceae; Suessiales; Symbiodiniaceae
Source: the annotation of a GenBank genome assembly
AUGGUGAGCCCAGCCAUGUUGAAGGGGAUGAACACAGAGGUGUACGGUGAGGGGCACCCCUUCGGCGACCCGUCGUGGUACCAAGCGUACAACACGCCCUACUACAACGACAGCCACAAGCAGUUCCGAAAGCUGAUGCGCGAGUACGUUGAUGAGCACAUCAUGAGCAACGUGCACGACUGGGACGAGAAGGGCGUCAUCCCCAAGGAGAUGUACCUGGAAGCCGGCAAGCAGGGCACACUGGCUCUGUGCAUCGGAAGGCCCUGGCCAGAGAAAUACUACGGAAAGGCCCCGUGGGGCUUCGAGCCGGACUAUUUCCAUGAGCUGAUCAUGCAUCCUGCUUGCAGUUGCACUUUGCGUAGUGGCCAGGCAACCGUGUUGUCCUCGUCAGUCGUCCCAAAGGCGUGCUGUCCAGCAGCAAGCAGUGAAGUCAGGUAUGACGAGAUGUCGCGGACUGGUAGUGUCGGAUUUCAGUGGGGCAUCGCUGGUGGUACCACGAUUGGACUGCCGCCGGUGUACCACCAUGGCAGCGAAGAGCUAAAGCAGCGCGUGGUCACUCCAUGCGUGAAGGGCGAGAAGGUUUGCUGUUUGGCCAUCACCGAGCCGACAGCCGGCAGUGAUGUGGCCAACUUGAAAUGCACUGCCAAGUUGGAGGGUGACCACUACAUCCUCAAUGGUGAAAAGAAGUGGAUCACCAACGGAAUCUUUGCAGACUAUUUCACUGUGGCCUGCCGAACAGGAAAGCCGGGCGUGGGAGGAAUCAGCUUGCUGCUUGUGGAGAAGGACAUGCCUGGAGUGGAGACGAGAAAGAUGAAGUGCUCCGGCGCGUGGUCGUCUGGUACCACGUACAUCACCUUCGACGAUGUCAAGGUGCCUAAGGGCAACCUUCUCGGCAAAGAGGGCAAGGGUUUCCAGUAUAUGAUGCAGAACUUUAACCACGAGCGUUUCGCUUUCUGUGCCAUGAGCACGCGCUUCGCCCGAGUUUGCUUGGAAGACUCCCUGAAGUUUGCCGGCAAGCGCAAGACCUUCGGCAAGACCCUGAUUCAGCACCCAGUGAUUCGCUGGAAGGUGGCGGAGAUGGCCCGCCAGAUUGAGGCAACGCAGAACUGGCUGGAGUGGAUCACCUUCCAGCUGAAUACAAUGCCGAAGAUCGAGGCUAUGCUGAAGCUGGGAGGGCACACUGCACUUUGCAAGGUGCAGUGCACCAAGGUGAUGGAAUACUGUGCACGAGAGGCCGCUCAGAUCUUUGGAGGCCUAUCGUACUCGCGAGGAGGCCAAGGAGAGAAGGUCGAGAGACUGAACCGGGAAGUGCGCGCCAUGGCCAUCCCAGGAGGCUCUGAAGAGAUCAUGCUGGACCUUGGGGUGAAGCAGUCCACAAAGCUUGCUCAGAUGGCGAAGAUGUUCGCGGAAGCCGCGCCGCAACCGGCGGCGGCAAAGCUCUAA